This is a messenger RNA of Coffea arabica (coffee), 2811 nucleotides long. Its product is annotated as phosphatidylinositol 4-phosphate 5-kinase 9. The record is from RefSeq and is a predicted model, not a curated record. Lineage: Eukaryota; Viridiplantae; Streptophyta; Magnoliopsida; Gentianales; Rubiaceae. Gene Ontology annotation, biological process: phosphatidylinositol phosphate biosynthetic process. Gene Ontology annotation, cellular component: plasma membrane. Gene Ontology annotation, molecular function: 1-phosphatidylinositol-4-phosphate 5-kinase activity; ATP binding.
AAACAAGUCUCCCUUCUUCGUCUUGGAGGAGAUUUUUGUGUGUAUAUUUUAUAGCCUUCGCAGUCGCAGGUCGUUUACCACUUGGGGAUUCGAUCCAUUUUGAUUUGCCUUUUCUCUCUUUUCAUCAGUCUUCUUCAGAAAGAGAGCCGUGAAAUCCCCCCCAGUCCAAAAGGCAGAACACAGAGAAACUGAAAAGCAGCUGGACGUCAUCAUCCUCGACUUCCACCCUCAAUUCCCCUCUCCUUUUUGUCUGCUUUUCAGAUCAAAUCAUCCUGGAUUGUGUAAAUUUUUGUGUUAGAUGCGCGGAAUUAGCUGAUGAUAAGGCUUUGGGUACCAUUCUGCUAGUACAGGACUUGGCGCCUUUUGAAAUUAUGCAUGUCUGGCCCUGUGGCCACAGUUGACGGCGUUGAAGGGGCACAUUCUUUAUCAGACAGGACAUUAUCUCUUAAUGGCUCGUCGCUUGGUGAAAGUAAUCGCUCAUUAAAAUUGGCAAAUGGGGAAGUUUCUCAUACAACUUCUGAGAACCCUUCCUUUACGGUUGGAGAGCUCUUACUGCCAAAUGGAGAAUCAUACGGACCUGGCAAGUACACAUGGGCUAAUGGAAAUGUGUACUUGGGGAAUCUUAAAGGAGGAAAUAUGUCAGGGAAAGGAACUCUAACCUGGACCAAUGGGGACUCUUAUGAGGGAAACUGGUUGAAUGGUAUGAUGCAUGGGUUUGGGAUAUACACAUGGAGUGAUGGAGGCUGCUAUAUUGGGACCUGGACUCGAGGUCUGAAGGAUGGAAAAGGAGCAUUUUAUCCAAAAGGCGGUAGACUUCCUGCUGGUCAGGAAAUGUACCUUAAUGCUUUAAGAAAACGAGGGUUGCUUCCAGAUUUAAGUAAACAAAACCAGGUUUCACAUAUUCACCAUACUUCUUCUGUUGAUCUGGGGGUAGUCAAAGUUGGUGGGAACCAAGGAUCUUGUCGGAAUUCAUCUUAUAAAUCUGCCAAUGGAAACCUGCUGAAUCUAGAGCAGUCUCGCUCCACAAAUGUUUCUUUGGAAAGACGUUGGAGCCUUGAGGUGGCAAUUGAGAAAGUUAUUGGUUAUGAUUUUUCUCUGGAUGGCAGAGAAUAUGAGGAUGAUAGAAAUUCUCCGAUCUUGGAACGAGAAUACAUGCAAGGUGUCUUAAUCAGUGAACUUGUAAUUAAUGACAGCUUUUCACCAUCAUCCAAAAGAGUGCGAAGGCGACAAAAGAAACUUGCAAGGGAGAUGAAGAGAGUGGGUGAAACAAUAAUUAAAGGGCACAGGAGCUAUGAUCUAAUGCUUAGUCUGCAGCUUGGCAUCAGAUAUACAGUGGGAAAGAUUACGCCCAUUCAAAGACGAGAAGUGCGAGCUUCUGAUUUUGGCACCCGUGCCAGCUUCUGGAUGAAUUUUCCAAAGGUGGGGUCACAGUUGACACCACCGCACCAGUCAGAGGAUUUCAAGUGGAAAGAUUAUUGUCCAAUGGUAUUCAGGAAUCUGAGGGAGAUGUUUAAGAUUGAUGCUGCAGACUAUAUGAUGUCCAUUUGUGGAAAUGAUGCCCUUCGGGAACUUUCUUCUCCUGGGAAAAGUGGUAGUGUGUUUUUCCUCUCUCAAGAUGAUCGUUUUAUGAUUAAGACAUUACGGAAGUCAGAAGUGAAGGUGCUUCUGAGGAUGCUCCCAUCCUAUCAUCACCAUGUGCAAAAAUAUGAGAACACACUGAUCACCAAGUUUUUUGGCCUUCACAGGAUAAAGCCUUCUAGUGGUCAAAAGUUUCGCUUUGUUGUAAUGGGGAAUAUGUUUUGCACAGAGCUCAGGAUCCAUAGAAGGUUUGAUCUAAAAGGUUCUUCAUUGGGACGUUCAGCAGACAAGGUUGAAAUUGAUGAGAACACAAUACUUAAAGAUCUGGACUUGAACUAUUGCUUUUUUUUAGAACCUUCAUGGCGUGAAUCCCUUCUGACGCAGAUUGAAAUUGAUAGCAAAUUUCUGGAAUCACAGCACAUAAUGGAUUAUAGCCUUUUGCUGGGGGUUCACUACCGAGCUCCUCAACACCUAAGAUCUCUCAUGUCGACCAGCAGACGGAUGACGGCAGAUGGACUGGAAAUUGUUGCAGAAGAAGAGGCUAUGGAGGACGAAAUAUCUCCACAAGGCCUCAUACUGGUCCCUCGUGGUGGUGAUGACAAUGGUGUUGUCGUGGGUUCCCAUAUUAGAGGUAGCAGAUUACGGACAUCGUCUGCAACUGGCAAUGAGGAAGUGGAUCUUCUCCUUCCCGGUACAGCAAGCAGACUCCAGAUCCAGCUUGGAGUUAAUAUGCCUGCAAGAGCAGAGCAUACUCCGGGAAAUGAUGAUAACCAGAUAUUUCACGAGGCUUAUGAUGUUGUUUUGUAUCUGGGCAUCAUUGACAUAUUACAAGAGUACAACAUAACCAAGAAGAUAGAACAUGCAUACAAGUCUAUCCAGUUUGAUUCCAUUUCCAUAUCUGCCGUGGAUCCUACUUUCUAUUCCCAGAGGUUCCUGGAAUUUAUUCAGAAGGUGUUCCCUCCAAAUACAGUAGCAAAUUAGAAAAUUUAGGCCCGGAAUUGGUCUUUUCCUGCUGGUGGAAUUGGUCCUCUCAUUGCCUUGACAACAUGAUACAGCGCAAACAAUAGUGGAACGUUUUGAAGUCUAGCUCUUUCCUUGUUUGCGAUUUUUCCAAUCUGUGGUUGUUGAUUGCUUGAAGAUUACGUCCAGUGCUGUAUGUAUUUAGAAUUUAUUCCCACGGUGAUACAUCUCUUGUUCAAUGAAAAAUGCUUCUCUUGACAAAUCUGUUCUACA